Molecule: messenger RNA, 21603 nt
Organism: Cavia porcellus (domestic guinea pig)
Lineage: Eukaryota; Metazoa; Chordata; Mammalia; Rodentia; Caviidae
Exons: 2
Coding region: 15172-16152 (326 amino acids)
Source: RefSeq, a predicted model, not a curated record
CCAUUCUGGAAUCUUCUCUCCAUUGUGCUCUCGAUGGCACACUGCAGGCUGGUACUCAUCAGGGCCUUGAGCUCUGUUCUGUCCCCUGGGUUUGGAUGCUGGCCAGAGCUCACCUGGGCCCUGGGAGGGAAGGCACUCAGCUUUAGUGGCAUCAGUAUCACCCACAACACACAGAGACCUGCCAGGGCAGAGAAGUCCACCCUCGGGCCUGGGGGCAGGGGGCUCACUGCUCCCCAUGCUGGGCAGUUUCUGAUUCUUCCACAGGACCUGCAAUCGUGGUGGCCUGUGGUUCUCGCAGAGCCGGGCCACCCUCACAUGGCCCUGGGCCAGAGCCCAGUGCCCAUGUGCACAGUCUGGGUGGCCGCUGGCAGAAGUAGCUUGAGCCUGCUGGGCCUCCGUCCUCCUGAGCAUGUGUGUUGAAACUGUGCCUGUGUGUAUGCGUGGGGUUUUUUUUUGUUUGUUUGUUUAACACCAAGUACAUCUAUCAGAAAAGGAAGUGACAAAACACCCAUCUUUCCCUGAGAAGUUAUAAAUAAAAGAGAAUAAACCCAAAACAGAGAAAACAGCAAAGAUCAGAAAACAUUCCCCCAUCAAACUGCCAACAUCAUCCCUCACAGAGAUUCACAUUUUGAUUCUUACAUUUCUGUAAAAAUAAAAGAAUAAACAGCUUUGAUAAAGGGAACAAGAUUAGAGCUCCCCAAUGCCGCAACUUAUCACAGUGUCACCAAUCGCAACAAAACGGCACUGGUAGCAAGACAAACUACCAGAAUACUAACAAAAUCCCAAAGUAGGUAAGCCACAGGACGCACACUUGGUUUCUGGCAAAGAUGCAAAAGCAAUUAAGUGGAGAAAGGAUUGUACCUUCGGUAAACAUGCUGGAACAACUGAAUAUCCACGUGCAAAAAACCCAAACCUUAUUGCACAUCAAAGACUUCAUAAGACAUCCGAAGGUCAAAGUGACUCACAGUGGGUUAAAGUGAAGGCAGGUUUGUCCUGAGGCAUUGCUUGGCUGAAGUCAUUCUCUCUGGGACAAAGUACAUGUUUUUUCCUUGUCAUACUAAUGAAACAAUACGGUGAUUAUGCAUGUGUGAGAUUUAUUUCACUAAUCAGUAUGUUCCCAAGGUGCACCCAUUUACCUAUAAAGAUGUCCAGUUUAUCAUCUUUAUGGUUGAAUAGUACACCAUUACAUAAAAGUACCACAUCUUUUUUAUCCAUUCCUCAGUGGAUGGGCACUUAGGUUAUUUCUAAGACCUGGCUAUUAUAAACUGCUGCUAUAAACAUGGGUAUGCAUAUACUGCUGUGGUAUGAUGUUUUUAAUUGUUUUGGGAAGAUACCUAGAAGGGGAAUAGCUGGGUCGAAUGGGACCUCCAAUCUUUUUUUUUUUUUUUUUUGCGGGGGGGGGGACCUCCAAUCUUAGCUUUCUGAGAAGUAUCCACACUGAUUUCUACAGUGGCUGCACCAGUCUGCACUCCCACCCACAGUGGAGAAAGGCUCCUUUUCCCCACAGCCCCUCCAGCAUUUGUUACUGCUUGAUUUUUGAUAGUAGCCAUUCUUUCUGGGGUGAAGUGGAAUCUCAGUGUUGCUUUAAUUUGCAUCUCUCGAAUCACCAGCGAUAUUGAACAUGUUUUCACGUGUUUAUUUACUGUCUUUCUUCAUCAGAGGGGUGUGCAUUCAUCUCAGAUGCCCAUUUUUGGAUUGGGUCUUUAAAUAUGGGAGGACUGAUUUUUUUUUUUUUUUUUUUUUUUUUAGUUCUUUAUACAUUCUUGAUACUAAUCCUUUGAGGAGCUGUUGGCAAACAUUGUCUCCCACCUUGUGGGUUGUCUCUUCAUUCUCGGUUUCUCUUGCUGUGCAAAAGCUUUUCAGUAGGGUGAGAUCCCAGUUGUUGAUUCUUUGUGACAGUUCCUGUGCACUCUGGGUUUUUAUUCAUGAAGUCUUUGCCUACCCCAGUGUCUUCAAGCGUUUUACCUACUCUCCAGCAGACGUAAUGUUUCUGUUUCAAUAUUAAUAUCUUUAAUCCAUAUGGGUCCAGUUGUAGUCUUUAGCUUGUGGAAAGUCAGUUUUUCCAGCACUGUUUUAUUAAAGAGACUUUCUUCCAGUGAAUGUGUUUGGCACCUUUGCACUGUGGUCUGAUACUAUGCAUGGGAUAAGUUCAGUUCCUUUGCAUUUACUUAAGCGUGUUCCAUGAGCCUGUGUGUGGUCUGUUUUGGAGAAUGUCCUGUAUGCAGCUGAGGAGAAUUACAUAUGUGUUUGUAUGUGGGGGUGCAUGAGUUGUGUGGAUGCACUUCCAGCCCAGACGCCUGCCUGUAGGCCGGGAGCCCCCACUUUCCCUCCCAUGCCCCCCCCCCAGCCCUCUCCCUGAGCUGCUUCCACAGGGUUCUAUGCUCCCAUGCUGUGUGGAUGCCUCGUGUGGCUGCAGGCGUGCUGGGCUCAGGUGUGGGCCUGGGCAUCUCCUGGGUCUCCUGUGCUCAGCCUGCACUGCCAGGGGUUUGCAGGGCUCGCACUGGCUCCUGUCAUGCAGCAUCCUUGAGUGUGCAACUUGGCUUCACGUCCCUGUCCACUCAGGUGCUCAGGUCACUCUUGGUUCCCUUUGGUUGCUUGAGACUGUUGGGGUUGUCGUUGGAUUCUGACUGGCCUGGGAUAUGGGUGGUGCGGCCUGAGGGUUCCCUGGCCCCUGCCUGUGUCUGCUGAGCUGGGCCAUACCUGUCCAUGCUCCCUUCUGGCUGUCCCUGUGACAAGUGUCAAAGGUCAGUGCUAAGUAUUCCCACCUGUCUUGUGGUCACUGGCCAGAGCACCCAGAUAACCAGAACCCUUGUGGAUGAGGGGUGUGGUCACCAUGGUGUUCUGUGCAUCCCUGGAGCUGCCCCAUCCUGUUCAGGCAGCAGCCUAUCGUGAGUCGGCCUGCCUGCUUACCCCAAGGGUCUGCCUUCCUGAGCAGGCAGGGAGGUACUGGCUGAGCCGGGCACUGGGGGGAUGCCCGCGAGGGACCCUGUGCGGAGGCAGCAUAGGUGCUGUGGGAGAGAAACCCGCUGCCCCUGUCCCCUCUGUCCCCAGUGCGGCCCACAGCUUCAGAUGCUGUGGGAGUGAACUGCUGCCUGGAACUCACCUCCUCCUCCUCCUCCACCAGCAGGCUACCACCAAGGGCAGGUGACCAGAAAGGUAGUGCCUGCUUCGGGAACUCCCCAGGAAGGGCUGCUGUUAGCAGCACCUCGGCACCCAGGAGAAACCAGCUCAUCUGUCUAAAACCACGUGUCCCCUCAACCUCCUGCUGGCCUAGCACGGUUCAGCCAGACCUAGCGGUGUCCACCUGUCUGGGUGCUGUGUGGCCUGGGUCCAAGUGGACAGUGCUAGACCUGAGCUCUAGAGUUACUUAGUCCCAGGAGGGCUGCUGCAGAGCAGAGGCCGGACAGUGGCCACUGCCUCUAGCCGAGACGAGUCUCUCCUUGUGUCAGGCACUGUCUUAGGUGGUGGCAUCUUGCCUGGCCUCGUGGAGCCAGGGCAGGGCCCCAGCACAGGCUGCUGGACACUAGAGCCCUCUGGGCAGGACAGACAUGGCCAUUUAGGAGGGAGGGUGGGCAGUACCAUGCAUGGGCAGGGUGGUCAGGAAAGGGGACAGAGCCCCGUCAGGAGAAGAGCAGCUGGGAGGUGAAGGCCUGCACUGGCUUGGCUGGAAGGGGCUGCAGGGGAAGCCAGGCAGCCUCAGAUGAAGAGGGUGUGGGUUCAUGCAGUGCCACCAGGGAGCGCAGCAGAACCACCAGCCUGCAGGUGCCCAGGCCGCCGCACCCCUCCGGCCCUGGCCACAAAACAGGGCUUAUCAUCUCCAGGAGCCCUUUUGGACCUGUGUUCCCCACACUUCCGUUCUCUGCCCUCCGCUGUGGGCACUGGGCUCCAGGCUUCCGCCCAGCACUUCCUGCCACCUGCCGUUCCCCACUGUUAACCCCUUGUCUCAGCUGCUGUGCUGCCAUCCCGCACCUGGUCUGGGUGUCUCUCAGCUACCUGCCUCCCGCCCACCCAGGUGCCUGCACCCUAACUCCUGGCCGUCCUGGGCACACCCCCGGCCCUGGAGGCCUCCAGCUCCUGCCCCUCUCUGCAGGCCACCUCAUGUGGCAAGUCUAAGCGGCACACAGGCACCUCUCACCCACAGUUUAGGAGUGCUGUGCCUGUGCCCACCAGAAAUCAGACCCAGGCCCUGCCUCGCCUCCUCCUCACUGGGCUUCAGCCCAGCAUGCCCCAGCCAGGCCGCAUGACUGUGGCUUGGGGGCCUCUUGUCCACGCCUGCUGCCCCUGCAGGCCCCUCAGCCCUGUGUUGGCUCUGCUGGGCCCUGUGGCCUCUCCGGCUCUAGUCAGGCAGUCCCCUCUGUGUCCUGGCCUAGCAGGUACCUCCGGCCCACUGCCCGUUCCAGAACUGUGGUCUGCAGAAAUGCACAUGUGCGCUACAUCCCCAGCUCAACAUUUGUCCUGCUGCUGCACUAAGCUGCAGGACUGAAGGUGCAGGACUGAUCUGUGCAUUGGGGUCCCCCAGGGCUGGGUGUGCUGGGCAUGUGGCACUCAGUGUACCCUGCUGUUGUGGUCAGGACUGUGAGGAGAACAACUGGAAUCAGGACACAGAAUUUACAAUAUUAUUUCAUGAUGGCCACCCAGUGUUAACACAAGACAGUGCAGGAAAUCUGUCUACAACACUGAAGACCCGGAAUAUUCAGCCAAGGGCCUGGAUCCCACAGCAUUGUCCUGCAUGAGUCCAGAUGAAGACCUGGAGCCCAUAACAGUGCCUCCUAUGAGUCCAACUGGAGGUGUAGAGCCCACGAGAAGGACUCACACCAGUCUGUGUUCAGGAUCUGUGGUAGGAAGGCCCAAAGGUCAGCGGUGGGAGCUGGAAAGUCUAUGCCAGCGGGUGAAGGAGUUGUCAUUAGGUUCUACACUGAAGCCAAGAAGUCACACUCAGAAUAAAGACCAGGGCUGACCUGACAAGCACCACAGCCAUCCUCAGCAACACGGAAGCCCUGAGCUCCUCUAAUAACAAUGCUUAAACUCACACUGGGGAAGCUAGUCAUGAUGAGCUCCUCCAGAACCAACGGCCUGAAACAGCAACACUUAGGAGAACCGCAGUGCCCUACUCUUCUUCUCUAUGUCUCUGUUUAUGCUGGCGGCUUUCCUCAGGGGGACCGUGAUACAGCCAGCACCAUGCUGAUUUAAUUCAGCUAGUGUUAAGGUGACCACCAGGUUUUAAUCCCUAACACUGGGAGAGGCCUGAGCCCUCCGUCCGCCAGCCAUGGGAGGACCCUAGCCCAGUUCCAAGACCCCAUCCCUACUCUCGGUGUGCGCCCCUCCUGUAGGCCAGCUGUCCUAGCUUGUGUUAGGAUUUGUCUUAGACUGGACUUUGUAGGGAGUUUUAGGUUCACACCACAGCUGGAGGAAGGUACAGGUGCCCUGCAGGUGCCGCCCAGCCUCCUUGGCAUCUCUACCCAAGGGUGCCUCUGACAGUGGCUACCCUGGGAGCCGUGCAUCCUGGGUCGGCCGCCUUGGGCUGCAGAGUGCCUCGCUGUCCUGAAGAGUGGCCUCCGUUUCCUCACCUGGUUCUCUGACAGCCUCCAAGCAGUCUCCAGCUCCCUCCGCACAGCAUCCUGUGUUUCCAACUCCUAUCCGUUAGUGACACACAUUUUGGGUUCUGCUGCAGUGAGCACCGUGUCUCAGUGUUGCUGGUGCUGCCCCAUCUGCCUGCCCCUCGUCCAGCCUUCUGUCCACUGAAGGUCACCUCAGUGCUUCCAGCUUGCCAGUUCUCAGUCCACCUGUUACAAACACCCACGUGCCGGCUGCUGUGUGUGUGCAUGUGGUGCUCACCCGUGGGCACACCUGGACACCAUGUCUUGUGCGUGGCCAUUUGGGGUCGGUGCUGUCUUGCUGCUGCCAUGAUCUGCAGCACCCCGGCCCUUCUGAGCAUCUCUGGUGCGUCUGUGCUGAGAUUGUUCACCUGUUUUAGACUUGCUCUCUUUCUGUUGAGUUUAUAGGAGGUGCUUUUUUAGGACUUUUUAGGGUGGGGUCUCAUUAUGUAGUUCAGGCUGGCUUUGAACUCACUACAAACUCCUAUCGAUCCUCCUGCCUCAGCCCCCCAAGUGCUGGGCUUCCUGUGUGUGGCCUGUUUCAGGAUUUUGAAUGACAGUCCUCUAACCAGUGCCUGCUCAGCUGUUUCCUCCGGGCUGGUCACUUCUCUUGCCAACGUCUUCGCAGGGCAGCAGCUGGAUGUUGUGGUGCCAUGCGGCUGUCUGGGGUUCCAUCGGGGUCACAUCUGAGUGCUGUGUUUUAAAGUCAUCCCAGCCUCAGGUCAUCCAGAUUUUCUCCUAUGUAAUUGAGGAGCCUCCUAAAUUAGCAUUUCACAUUUCAUUUGUCUUAGGACCUGCUUGAAUCAGUUUUUGUGAGGUGAAAGAUCUGAUUCAAGUCUUUGCCGUUUUGGAUUUCAGCGUUUCAGUGCUGUUUAUUGAAAAGGCUCUUGCCCGCUGUGUGUCCUUCACCCCGGUGCCAAAGCCCAUUGAUUGUGUGUGCGAACCUGUUUCGGGGCUCCUGGUUCUUCCACCUGUCUGUUUCUCCACUCUUUUUCCAGUGCCGAGGCUUCAUAGUGUGUGUCAGAGUGAGAAGGUGCACACGGGUGUCCGCCCACGCGUGUGGGGUGUCCCUGUAUUUAUUUGGCCCUCCUUUGACCUCUUUCACAGAGUUCUGCACUUUUUCAUAGAUCAUGUGUUUUUAUUUAUACACAAGGACUUCAUCUUGGGGAAGCCUAACAUAAAUAUUACUAUAUUUCACUUUUCAAAUUCCAAUUGUUCACGACUGGUGUGUGGAAAAGCACCUGACUUUACGUAUUAACCUCCUACCCUAUAGACUGGCUGUCAUUUUACAUUAGUCCCAGGAGUUUCUGGCCAGUUCCUUUGGAUUUUCUACCUAGACAAUCACAUUAUCUGUACACGAAGGUAAUUUCAUGUCCCCCCCCAGCCUGUGUACCCUUUCUUUGGUUUCCUUACUGUGUCAGCUGGGAUUCCCAGUGUGGUGUUGAAAAGCUGUGGUGAGAGGAGAUGUCCCUGCCCUGCUGCUGUCUGCUGUUAGCUGUGCUGUCCUGUGGAUGUGCUCAAGUCUAGAAAGUUCCCUUUCCCACGGGCUUCCUGAAUAGGUGUUGGAUUAUCCAGUGCUUUUUCUGCCGCUGUUGCUGUGGUCCUGUGGUUUUUGUGCUUUAGGCUGUUGCUGUGAUGGGCUCGUUCUGUGAACGUUGAAGCAGCUUUUCUAUCUGGGACAAGUCCCACUUGGCUUUUUCUUGGACUUGAUCUGCUAGGAUUUGGCUGAAGAUUUUCACCUGUAUUCAUGAAAGACAUGAACUGCAGAUAGGGGCCGUAGGGGAAUGCUUGCUUCACAGGAUGAGUUCGUGUGUCCCUCUGCGUUUAUUUUCUGAAAGAGACUGUGCAGAAUUAGCGUAACUUCUUCCAUAAAUGUUUGGUAGAAUCUGCCAGCAGCCUCACCGGGAUGGAGCCUUUCUGCGUAGAAGGACGUUCGCUUGGGUUCAGUUUCCUUAACACAGUAAACUGAGGAGAAUCAGCCCGCAUCCAAGGCCAGUCUGGCCACACGGUUGGAUUUGCUCCCGUCUCCCAGUGAGGCCGUUCUUCCUUCCAAGUAUCCACCUCCUGAGCUGUUUCCCUCUGGGCCUGCUCUCAUUGGAUCCCACAAUUGUGUAAGUUGUAUUUUAAUCCAUCACAGGUUUUUAAAGUAAUCUUUAGACUGGGCUUGGUGGCACAGGCUUAUAUGCCCAGAAUUUUGGAGGCUGAGGCAGGAGGAUCACUAGCAGUUUGAGACUGGCAUGGGUACAUAGUGAGUUCAAGGCCACACUAAACUAUAUAGUGAGACUCUGUCUCCAGAAAAAAGUCUUUAUCUUUAAAAAGUUGUUACGGCAUAACAGGAAAUCAGGCACCAGAAUUCAAGCACGACUCCGUGACAGGCUGUGAACAGGUGGACGCGUUUCUGGGUGCUGCGUGUGCACACACAUGUCACUGGGGACUGCAGUCAUGCGGUCGGUCACUCUUCCCCAUACACGUCCACUGCAUGUGUCCAGGUCAGUGUUCCCUAGAGUAGCAGAUUUAAUACAGGACUAUGUAGACGGGAUCUACAGGCUAGGCUUGUGGUGACCACUCGUGGAGUCAGGUGUGGAAGAGUAUAAAGGGGCUGUCUGCACAAAGGAGAGCUGAACGAUCCAAUUGAGACGGAAAAGCAGGCACUCACUGAAGAGUCCUGUUGGAGUCCGUGUCAGGAAGCCAAAGGGGUGCUGUUGGAAAGCUGAAGAGUCUGAGCUGGAAGCCUGGAGAUGGAUUCCAAAGGUGGUAAUGAAACUGACACUCCUCCAAAGAAACCCUAAGUGAGACUUCCUGCUUCUUUCCCUUUUUAUUCCAUUCAGCCUGUGAGCCUAUUGUAUUGGUUGGUGCCCACAGUGGGUUCUCCCUUGUCAGUAAAUUGGUCAUCCAUACCCAGAGCUGUGCUAGACUAAUCAGCUGGUCUUUCUUACUCAAGUGGACACCAUGGUGAACUCAUACAGCAAACACCAUGUUCAUCCAUUCAUUAUCCCCCAGCUGUUUUUGACCAGGGAGUCAGGACACCAGCUCAAGUCUGUUAGGAAACAUUGUAAUCCUGCCUUUCCUGAGGACACGGAUUUCAAUGAAGACACAAUGGGCAUGAGGCCCCUGGACAGAAACGCUGGCCAUUAGGGGAGACCUUGUCCCUGCAUGCUUAGUUUACCGUGCGUGUGAAGCCACACAAGACCCCGGGCGCAGCAUUUGUGAAGUGCUCCUCAGACCCCUGUGGAAUCGCGCAGCAGGUGCAUCCCUGAGUGAUGCCAUGACACAGUGCAGUCCCACAGCCACUGUCCUCCCGGGUCUGCUCCCGCUGUGGCCUGAUCUCAGGGGCAGUGUCAGGAGGGGCUGAGUGCAGGCCCUGGGGACUCACAGGUGUAGGGUGCUGGCUAGAGGGCCACUCCCACCUAGGGGAGGGACCAGGCUGGGGCUGUGUCCACCUCUGGCAGGCUUGCCCCCACUUUUUAAAAGCAUUUGGGCUGAGGAUAUAUCUCAGCAACAUAAAUACCUGCCUGGCAAGUGUAAGGUCCUGAGUUCAAUUCCGGGUACCAAAAAAAUAAUAAAAGCAGAACAUAAAACUUGCCCUUUUAGGCGUUUUCAGGUGCCCACUUUAUGGCCACUAAGUGCAUUCAUGCUGCCCAAGGCCACCUCCGCCCCUCCAGCAGCUUCUCACUGUCCAUGGAAGCUGCCCUCCUGGCUCUGCUUCCUGGCUGGAACCUGAGGUCCCCAGGGAGGUCCCAUAGGUAGAGUUUGUCCAUUUGCGUAGUAGCCGUGUCGGAAUGUCCUUCCUUUUUAAGGCUGAAUGAUAUUUUAGGGGACAUGUGACGGCUGCUCACCACUGUCUGCCCGCUGUGCUGGUGACACCUAGGACUUAGCCUAGCACUCCCGGUGUGUCGGGGCAUUUGGGGAGAGACCUGUCCUGGGCGUGGGUGCAGUCCAGGGGAGGCUGCACCUGCCUGAGCGCUGUCAUUUCCUGCUGCCCUCGCUGUGGACAUCAGACCCCAGCUGCCUCAGCCCUUCCGCAUGGAUGCAGGCGUUGUGAGGCCUCAGCCCAGCCUGGGGCCGCUCCUCCUCCCUCCCUUCUGGGACUUCCAGCUCCUCCACUUGAUGAAGACAGCCAUGUGGGCUGUCAGCACUGACCCUCACAGAAUCGCAUGUCCAUUUUGUCCUUCUGAUCCCACUGAGGACCCUCCCUGUACCCAGAAGCUGUGGGAGCUUGGCUGAGGAGAGGGGGGUUCUGUCCCUGCCUCUGCCUCCAGCCACCAUGUGGGGCCCCAGCCACCUGUGCUCCUACUGUGACGACCAGGAGCCAAGUACAAGGAUGGAACCCCCACCGUGUGACAAGGAUAGCCCUUCUUCUGCUCGGCCAUUCUCAGGCCUCAUUGCAGUAUAGAUGCUGGGCAUGCAGAUGCCACCCCAUGUUUGUCUCUGUCUACCUCUGGCUCCUGAGAACAGAGUCAUGUGACAGGGUGCGGGAGCGGGGGCGUCCCUGCAGAUCCCAAGGCCCUGCGUGACUGUGGAGGCACCUGUCUGGGUCCAGGCAGCUGUGCUGUUUGUUGGAUGCCCCUUAGUUCCCACGUCUACCACACUUGGGGCCCUGGUCUGUGCACAGUGGCCGUGCAGGGCCUGUGAAGAUCAGGUCACCCUCCAGGACACGGCCUCCGAACACACACUGGGACUCUGGGUGCUGUGAGACUCCCUCCUCCUGGGUCGGCAGCAACAGGGUCCAGUGUGGCCAGGGCAGGGCCCACAGAAGGGCUUUGCCAGGGUUGGCACUCAGGUCAGCCUGCCAGGACUCUGCGGUCAUGGUGAGACUCGGCCCCACUUAUUCCCCUCUUUUUUCUUUUUCUUUUCUAGAGGUGGGCAUUGAACCAGGACUUUCAUACUGAGCUACAACCCCGACCCUUUUUAGUCUUCGUUUUGACAGGUUCAUGCUAUCACUAAGGUGGUGUGGCAGGGCUGGAAUCUGCAGUCCUCCUGCCUCAGCCUUACACAGAGCUGAAUUACAGGUGAGCCCCGCCCACCUGGCUUCUGGAGCCUUCCAGCUCUCUGUCACUCAUACUGCACACUGGGCUUCUGGCAUGUUUUAAGUCCCUGGUGUCACUGAAGACCCACAUGUGGCCGCACCAGCUUCUAGCCUCUUAGACGCCAGCCCAGUGUCUCACGGUGAGGGGAGGCCAGAGUCACGGCUCAGGCGUCAGCACGAGCUUUGUUCCAGGCCCUUGUCCCUGCUGCCAGAGCUGCUGGUUACGGCAUCCUGGGGUGCAGAGUGGCUUCACCUGACCUCCGGGCCUGGCCUGGGGAGGUACCUGGACCAGGUCCUGGGCUGAAGCCAGCACAGGCACAGUUCUGUCCCUGCCACAGGCAGAGUGGUGCAGGAGGGAGACUGAGGCAGGAGUGGGGUGCAUUCCCUGAGGCUGGUGGCUCCCUUUACAGCCCCCCACUGUCCACUCCAGGCUCCUGGGGCCCAGCCCUGAGGUGCAGGCGUUCGGGGCUGGAAAGAGAAGGGAGUGGAGCAGCUGGAAGGAGCUGGCGUGCUGUUCCUGUCAGGUUCCACGUGUUGUUCCCUGUACUUCCUGACUGUGGCAAAGGACAGAUAGCAGAAGUACUGAAAUAUUUCUCAUUAAGUGCCUCACGGUGAUUCAGGUCUGGCCUGAAACAGGAAGUUCCAUGAGGCCUGUCUCCGGAAGUCUGGGUGCUGGUGGGUCCCGCCACCCUCCACUGUUGUGCCGUUUUGAUGACCGAGUUGCCCUAGCAGAGCCCCGACCCGGAGGGUGCUCCCGACUGACUGUCUUGAGGUCAAGCUGUCCAGGCCUCUCUUUGGCUGUGGCCAGCAUGGUCAGUCCUCUUGGGUUAGGACCCGAGGGACCUCACAGCCUCUGCAGCCCAAUGAGGUGCUGACGCCGGCUCCAGCAUGGGCAGAGUGGGGGCGCCUGGCCUCCAGCAGCACAGGCUUGAGGCACCCAAGACACCCAGGGCACCCAGGGCACUGUGGACACUUGCAGGCAGUUCUGUUGCAUGAAGCACACAGUGUGAAGCUUAUCAUCUGGUCACCUCAGGGUCACUCAGUGGCCACAGUCAUCACCACACUGCCACUUCCAGAGUCCUCAGCCCCUGCCUGGUGCCUGCCAGGUACCACCCCCAACCAGCUGUGCAGAAAACCUCCAAGCUCAUCAAGGUCACUCCUAAGUCACAGGUACCCACUGGGUCAUAGUCUGGAGGUCCCACUGUCCAGGUCUGACAGGUGAGGGGCAGGUGGACUAUGAGGGGCAGGUGGAUGGGUGAGGAGCAGGUGGACGGGUCAGGGGUAGGUGGACAAGUCAAGGUAGGGGGCAAGUGAGCUCAACUGUGGCCACCCGGCAAGGAUGAGGGGACAGCUGGCAGGUGGCUGGGUUCCCUCAGCCCUGCUGUCCAUGGUGCCGGGACACAGGUACUCAGGGCCUCCAUCUGGAGCAGCGUGGGUUCAGCACCUAAAGAAGCCCAGGUGGCCACAGUGUUGCACAUGGCAGGGGCCAGGUGGGGACCUGGAGCCUGGAGAGAUGUGGUCCCUGCAGCUGCUGGGUGGGCAACAGCUGGCCUCAGAGAGGGCAGUGUGCUCUUGCCGGGGAAUGCUCCAGUUGGUGCCAAGGACAGCUGUAGGCGAGCUCCAUGUCCAGUGAGACCUGGCCCUGACCCUUGCUGCCCCUACCAUCCCUGCAGAAGGUGCCUGCACCUGCCACGAGAGCAGGUGACAGGGAAGCCACCACAGCCUCUCCGGAGAGGAAGUUGGCCUUUGUCGGGGGAUUUCCAGCCAGGGCUGUUUUGAUUGACACAGUGCUGGGGAAGGUCUGUCCUUUAUCAGAUGAGUCACUAGAGCAGGAGGUUGGGACAUGCUAAAGACAGACAGAGGGAGACAGAGACAGAGACCAAGCAAAGCAGACACAGGGAGAAGGAAGAGAUGGAGAGAUCACAGCCACUAAGGUCCCUGCCGCACAUUCAGGGCUGCAGGGUCGGGGCCAGGGGCCAAACUCCCACUCUUCACCAGCCUCCUGCACCCUCCAGGCUGUGCUUCCAGCCCUGGUUGUCACAGUGGGACAGGACCUUGCCUGAAGGAUCCUGUGCCCCUUACGCAGGUCUGACCCUGUCCCCAGGAGAGGUCAACAUCCAACUUGUUCCUCCCUCACUGUCCCACCUACCAGGUGACAGAAACUGAAGCAGAGACCAGGACCUGGCUGGGGGUCUGAGAUGUGCUGCUGGACUGGUCCUCGUGCCCACUGCAGAGGGCUCAGCCCAACACCUGUCCUGAGUGAGCCACCCUGCAUCCCUCAGGGUCCCUGGAGGCUGCAGCCCAGGGCAGGGACUGGCAAGCUCCCCCAAAAGAGCCCCCACCUCACCGGGGAGAUGCCAGGCAGCCCAGGGCAGGUGUGUCCCAUCUGCAGUGUGAACCAGGUCACUGCUGUAGAAGUGACAUCGUCGAGUCCCUGGAACUGGGAGAGGACAUGGUGUGGCCGCUGCCUGAGCUUAGUGUGUGCAUGUGCGUCCUGAUGCCCUGCCUGCGAUCCGUGUCCCGUCCUGGCUCAGCACCUUCUAAAAGCCACCACAAUGUCACAGUAUUGCUGGUGAUGCUGUUGUCACCCCUGCUACUGUGGCACUGGCUCCCUGGUGGCUUCUGCCUCCCUGGUGGAGGCACGUGCUGCGUGGCUCAGCCGUACCACUUUCCUGAGUGUUUUCUGCACCUCAAGGCCUUGGUCUCAGGGCCUGAACCCCCUGCAGUGUGCCACAAUGGGAAAGGCAAUGUGGCCCCUGAGUUGCAAGGCCCCUCCUGAUGCCCUGGUGUCCACAUGCCCGGAACGUGUGAGAAUGGCCACCCCCGCCCCAGAUGAUCAUCCUUCUGCGGCACAGGGUCACUGGCUCUUGGUUGCCCCAGGCUCCAGUGCCAGACAAUACAUUUGGUACUUGGGAUGCAGGGCACUUCCCCAAGGUCCCAAGGUCAGCCAGGCUCCGGAUCCAGGCAGAAGAGGCCGUGCUAGGGUGGGAGGGAACUGAGCCAUGGCCGCCCUGUGGGUGGCACCCUUGCUGCUUUCACACAGCUGUGUGAGGGAGGCAGACCCUCACAUCCAGCCAGCUUUCCCUGGGUCCCCAUCGUGGUCAGGCUCUUCCCAGCGCUUCACAGUGAGGCCUCGACUGUGGCUUCCAGGCUCGCUGAGGUCUGCACGGCCUUCACCACCUUGGAUGUCUAGGUCCGUGCCCACUGAACGCCUGUCCUGUCCGUGGCUAUGUGAUGAGCACCCAAGCCUGGGGUGGGCUUAGCAGGCUGGACAUAGGUGCACCCCUGAGGCUCUAUCCAGUGCCAUGGCAGAGGCCCCAGUUCUGUGCCUCAAACUCAUUGCCCUGGGAGGUCUGGGAGCCCAUCCCAAGGGGCACAACUGGUCGAGGUCCCAUGGAUCAGCCCAGGAGGCCAGCACUGGGAGAGAACAGCCGCCCCAGGGUCCCAGCUGGGUGCAAGGACAGCUGCGUUGACUAUGCCAGUGCCCAGUGCCCAUGAGGGUCCUGUUCCACUCCCACUUCAAAUCCUAUGGGGACCUACAGACCUCUCAGGCAAAGGGCCAGGAAUAGCUGCGCUGGACCUGGGCCCCCUCGAGGCAAGGCCAGGGCCCAGUGUGCUCCAAGCAAGCAUCCUGUGCCCAGGAAAACGCCAGGCUACAGCAGAUGUCCUCACUGCAGCCCUCCAGAGUGGCCACUGCCAGUGGGAGCUGCAGUCCUGGGCACCCUGUCCUUGGCCAUGCCCCUCUUGGGCACAGCCCAUUGGUGUGGAGUGUCAUCAGUGGGGCUGAGGCCCCUGCACCCUGACUUGCAGGGUCUGUAGGACACAGCUCACGGGGGCCACAUCCCAGACUCCAUGCUGCUUCAAAGCCAUGCCACCCUGACUCUGCCACAGGAGCAGGGAAGGGGGAACUUCUGUUCUUGGAGCUCUGGGCUGUGGUUGUUGUCCUGCCGGUGACAGGAAGCCAAUGUGGACGCUGGUGCCCAGACACCCCGGACGUGGGCCAGCCGCCUCCUGCCCAGUCAGCUCCCUUGUCCUGCCUGAGCAGCGCAGUCCUAGCUGUAGAGUACGGGGCUCCCCCAACUCAGUCUUCAUGGGCUGAGACUGUGACCCUGUCAUGAGGUUGUGCUGCCCAGUUGGAGGGCGCCCAGCCAGAUGCUGUCCACAAGCUGUGCCUGAGUCCCUAGGACCCCCACCACCCUGGGGAGCAGGCUGGGGUACAGUUUCCUGUGACCCCUGCAAGACCGGGCUGGGAAUGAGGUCCCAAAUCUGCCUGCGCUGCUGAGCACUGUUCCUGGGGCCUCCCCGAGGCUGACACUACUCUUGACUGCUACUGCGUGUGGAGGGUGCACAAGGGCAGGCCACGCCUUCUGGGGCUGCAGAGACCCUGGCUCCUGGCUGGGAAGAGCACAGGGUGGCUGGGCACUGAGAAUCAGUGACAGAGGUCUGUCAAGGUCCAGCCUCACCUGUAGCCUCCUGCGCUCAGCCAGGACCCAUGGCCCCCACUGGGCCUGGGACAGGUGAGCCCCUCCCAGGGGCUCAGUUGAUCCUGCCAUGGCCUCUGUGCCCACAAAACCUGGUGUGUCCUUUCCUGGUGUCCAGGGCCUCAGCAGGAGACUUGGAGAGCUGAGUGCUUCAGCAUCUCCACUUCCUAGCAACACCUCACAGAGAGCCUGUGCAGAUACUCCCGGCAGACACAGGGGAGCUGCCCCUACUCUGAGUUCUUUGGGGCCCAGGAUGACCAAGGAACCCUGUGGUGACUUCCCAGAAAGCAGGUGGCAGGCAGGUCAUUACACACUGUCACUGUGUCCCCUGUGCGGGUGUAGCCGGCUCAGGAUGGGCAGGGCCUCUCACAGCCACCUCGGUACUGGCAGCUUCCAGCCUGUGCAGCCCUGCCCUGGCCAUCUCAGUAGGCCCAUGAUGCUGUCCUGCCCAUUACCUUUUGCUGAGAGCCAGCUGCUUCUCUGCCCCAGGCAAUCAGCUCUGGACAGACACUUGCAGAACAAGACGGGAUGGACAAAUGCUGCCCUGCUACCCAGUUCCCCGGGCCCCUUUUCCAGGCCUCAGCUCCGGGAUGGACGCCUUCAGGGACACAGAUGUGGUCUGCAGGGGCUGCACCAGGCUGGGGCAGGGGUGUGGUCAUGUUCAGCAGGGUGGCCAGGGGAUGAGGCCACCCUGCUGACUGCCCUUCAGCAGGCCCCUGAGUGGCUGCAGACACAGGCAGGUCUCCUGAGUCACAAGGCCCAUCUACCCAUUCCCACCAGCACCCCAAGGCUGGGACAAACAGGGGCAGAAAAGUCAGCACUGCCUCGGAACAUGACCUAUGGGGAUGGGUGCGAGGCAGGCCAGGCACCCCAGAAGCCGGACACCCUCCUCGUCCCUGCCCCCAGCUGGAAGUCAGUCUGGUCUCCGCCUCAGGAUCUGCUUAGGAAGUGCAGGCAGAGGGUGCCUGGCCACAAUUUCAGGGUGACUGUGCCCCAAGGAAGUGCCUGUCAGCGGCCAGGACAGUGGUGCCAGGAAUCAGUUCUGCUGUGAGGCUGGGGAGCCAGGAGAGCCCAGCAGGGCUUUCUAGGAGGGACACCAACAGCGAUGCCCACACCAGCUCCCGGAGCCAAGGAGCAGAGCUGGACCUUUGCCCUGGUGUCUGCUGGGAGUCCUUUUAUUAAAGCCAGUGCUGCCUUUCCUCGAGGAGAUGAAAUACCCCGGCACCAGGCUGUAGGCCUCGCCACUAUUGGCAGUGCUGGGUACCUUCUCCUCCGCACAGAGCUCUAUUCCGACCUGCCACCCUGCCCACUGUGCCCUUCUGCCUCUGCCCUGACUGUGGCCCACAGUGGUCUUGGCUGCAUCUGUCUAUGCAUUGGCUCCUGACCCCACCCCCCCUGGGGCUGUUAGAGUGCCCCAGGGUGCCUGUGCCCUGUGCCCUGUGCCCUGUGAAGUGUGUGUCCCAGCUCCCUGCUGCCCAGCUGUGGGCUCUGCAGGUGGUGGGAAGGGUGCAUUUGGAGCUGCAUUCCUACCUGCCCCAACCCCUGGGGACAGGCCCGACUGGGGACAGUGAUGCACCAGAGAUGCUAGACACCUCUUUGCAGACACGGUGUCAUGGCCCCUCUGCCCCAUCUAGGCCACCCCGUCUCCCAUCCCAACCCAGGCCCAGGUUCCCCGCACUCCGGCCUUGGCCGCAGAGAGGUCAGCCGCAGGCUCUGCUGGCCUGUGGAGGUCGGGAUGCCGCCCCUUCUCCCACCCCACACUUUGCCCAUUGGCCCACACGGGCCUUUGCCCUCCGUAUGUGUCCAGCCCUCCUUGCCUCUGCCCACCGUGGUGGGCUGGGGGGACCCAAGGGGAGUGUGGGACUGGGCAGGGAGCAGAGCCAGAGCAGCAUGGAAGGUGCGGGCGCUCCUCUCCCUGCUGGCACCCAGCUGGAUGUGGGCACCAGUGGGCACCGGCACAGUCUGGGUUUUCCUUGCUGACUUGCAGUCUGGGACUUUCCUGGACAGAUCCCUUGCCAAAGAGGCAGCUCUGGGGAAACCCCGAGUGUGAAAGUGGAGUGGUUAGGGCAAGGCCAGCGACCAGCCCACGUGUCAGAAGAGGCCCUUUCACAGCCGGUCACACCCUUGAGGGCCCUCCCCAGCCCAGCCUUGAAAUCACCUGCGUCGGGUGAAGGUUGGGCUUCUACACUGGCCGGGACCUAGGAUGCCUGCCCACAGGCUGGACUCUCACCUUCGCUGGCCCACACACCCUGUGGGACCUGCAGGGUGGGGGUGCUUGGUGCAGGGGCGCUCAGCACAGUGCCCCUCCCCACACCCUGUGGCUCUCAGGCUCCUGGACUCCAGCCAGGACGGGUGCUGAGGACAUUGUCAGGCCGGCUGGCCGCUGGGUCACAGUAGAAAGAAAUCCCCUUCCCAGCGGGGCUGUGGCGAGCCACGGGCCAGGCGGCUGGGAGGUGGGGAGGGGAAUCGCUGGGACUUCCCUGGGAAGCAGGACCACUGACUUUCGCUUUCCCUUUCUCCAGGCUGCAGCCUGACUUCUGCCAGGUCCUGUGGGUGUCAUCUGGCUACCUGAUUCCUGGCCAGAGCCUCAGUUUCCCCCUGGCUGUGAGACAUUAACCAUACUGGCCAGGGUCAACCUUGCUUCAGGACCCAGGUCCCCACAGGUUAUAGGGUGUGUCCACCAGCCUAAUGUCCUAGCUCAGGGCUCUGGGGGGCACACAGCACCCCUGCUCAGAUGAUGCUGAAACUCUGGGGUUUGUGUUGAGUUCCACAUAUAUCGAGGGAGUGUACCUGUUGGAUCUGCUGUAAAAUCAUUUAUGGAGGACUUGGUUUUCAAAAAUGGUGGCUUGCUAGGGGAUUGGGCGGAGAGUCUCUCCAGAGAAAUCAUAUUAGAUGCUAGAAUAUGACAACAUAGAGAGGGCCAGACGAAUGGAUAAUGAUUCUUAUUAACCAAGACAGUGUGGCCGGAGGAUUUAAAGUCAUGCUGAGACUGCGAAGGCUGAUAAUGGGAGGCUGCAAAUCCCGUGCCUUUAAUGUGGCAAACUGACCAGUGGACCCAACAGGAAAAGCUGUGUUGGCUUUUGGUGACUGCUGGAAAUUGAGACCUGAGACCCUGUGAAGCAGCCAGGACUGCCCCGCUGCACCAGAGGAGAUUGUGAAACGUUCUGGAGCUUCGAAGCCGAAUGCUGUGCAGUUUUCUGACCAUUCCGUGCUGUGCUGGGAACGUAGUGAAGGCAAGCAGCGUAGUGUGCAGUAGACUCAAGAGGAAGACCUGCACUGAGCCCUGGUGAGUACUAGGGACUGGGUCCCAGGGCUGCUGUGGUUGGCCAGAGAACAUUUUGGAAUAGGGCAGAGCCCGCCACCACUGUGACAUCAAUAACACAGAGAGUCUGGCGGAAGACAUCUUAGAGUUGGGCGGAACCUGCAGCUCGGUGACAUCACCAAGUCGCCCCUGGUGUAGAGAGGUCUGGUGGAGGACAUCUUGAAAUUGGGCAGACCCACUGUCCUGGUGCUCCUGGCACAGAGAGGUCUGGAAGAGAACCACUGGGAUUGGGGCGGAACCCUGUGCCACGGUAACAUUAGUCAGCUGCUUCUGGCACAGAGAGAACUGGCAGGAUCUGCUGGGGCUGAACCAAGCCUCUGCUUGGGGCCCAAUAAGCAGAUACAAAAUAGUCACAACUCUGUGACAUCCAGAAAGUACAGCCUAAUUUGCAGGUUGACUGGCACAGAGGCUGGAGGCUAGCCUGCACCAUCCCUGCAUCCCUGCCUACCCCAGAUAACAGCAAAUUGGGGAAGACAGCAAAAACUCAAGUCAGCACGCUUCUGAAAGGCCCUAAGCAAUACAAAGAGGGCCAGAGACCCCCAGGACACACCAGUCUGAAAGAAACCAGAAACAUGACAAGAGAUAAAAAAAAAAAAAAAAAAAAUCUCCAGCUGCCCACCAUGAGAAAAUAAGCCCAGGAGAAGUAAACACUGAAGAGAACAAGCACAGUAAACAUCCAAUACUGGACACAGCAUCAGCCGAAAUUUAAAAAUACCUCCAUGACCUCAUAGAUGAAUUUAAAGCUGUACUCCUGAUCCAAGUGAGGCAAGAUAUAAUGAGAUUAAUUAAAGAAAUGACAAGCCCCGCCCAAGAGAACACAGAUGGAAGAACUGAGGAAAUCAGAAAAGAAAGAGAAACUUCUGAAGAAGAAUUUAAACAUAACUUAGAAUACAUGAAACAGAUCCAAAGAGAUUACCAGGGAACUAAAAACUCCAUUGAACACUGGCAAAAUGCCCUGACAGAAACUAAAGCCAGCCUUCUGAAACUUGAAGAGAGAUUUAUGACAUAUGAUCAUGAAAGAAAAAAACCUCUUAAAAAUAACAAGGAACCAGAAAGAAACCAUUCGAAGGCUAGAAGAUGACAAAAGGAUACAUAACUUGAGAAUAAAGAAUGUGAGUGAGGAAGCAGGAGCAACCAAAAAUGAAAUACAAAGAAUAUUCACAGGUAUAUUAAAACAAAAUUUCCCAUGUAUAGCAAAAAGAAAUGAUAUACAGAUAAAAGAGGCAUACAGAACACCAGCUACCUACAACCAAAACAGAUCUACAACUAGACAUAUAAUAAUCAAGAUUCUAGAAAUCCACCAAAAGAACAGAAUAUUAAAAGCAGCCAGAGAAAAAAAGCAGAUUACCUACAAUGGGAAAAUUAUCAAAAUAACAACAGACUUAUCAACACAAACUCUUAAGUCAAGAAGGGAGUGGGGAGAAAUAUUCCAAGUCCUGAAAGAAAAUAAUAUGCAACCGAAGCUCAUAUACCCGUCAAAACUCUCUCUCAAAAUUAAUGGAGAAAUAAGAUGCUUCCAAGACAAGGAGGAACUGUGGAUGUUCGUGGCCACCAAUCCAACCCUACAGAGAGUGCUGAAGGACAUUCCAGAGAAAGAGAGGAAGGGAUACCAGGAUUCCAGCAACAGUGGCAGAGAGGCCUCAAUGAAUGGGGCAGACAAUGGAAUGAGGGAAUAAGGUGGACAAAUUAUAGCAGAAAAGUGGAGUAGCAGACAUGAGGCAGAGACGGUAAGCUAUAGUCUUUACAGACAGCUCUGAAACACUAUAAAAAAAGGCAGAGUUCAUUGUUAAUAGUGUAUCAGGAUUUAAAAGACACAGUAUUCUUAUCGUCAUAUUUAGUUUGAAUUUAAUUUGUUCUGGUGUGUCCACCCAUGUCAGAUUUGAGGGCACAGACAUCUGACCCAAAAAUAGCAGGUUAUUCCAUGGUAACUAUCCUUACUUUCCUAUUAACUUAAACUGAAAUCUUGUAUUACUUACAUUGUCUUACUAUGACUGAUCUUAAUUGAAUCUGAUUCAUAAGACCACGGAUUUGCCUUGGCUGAUUUUAUUUGAAUUUGGUAUGCUUGUUAGUAUCAACCCUAAAAGUAGAGGCAACUACUCUGAAGAUGACAAGAUGUAAAGGAUAUCCAUACUGGUAUUAAUUAUUAACAGCUCUCAAAUCCUACAAUGCUUUCAAAUUGUGUUUUUAUAAAAAUAGGUAAUACUAUGUUUAACUAUAUUAAGCUGAUGAUGUGGACAAAUCUAUUGAAAACAAGAGAAAACAUAGUAAUUAUGGAAGAUCACCUAUAUUGUAGUCUUAUAUGUCUUAUCCAUUGCGUGUUUUUCUAGGAAUUUGUUUUGCUGUCUUGUUACGAUUUGUUUUUCCCUAUAAUACAGAGAGGAUAGAUAUAUAUGUAGAAAUCACACAUGAGAUUUUUUUAAAAAAUUAUUUUCGGGAACAGAUUAUAUAAUGCAAGAUGUAAUGAACAGAUACUCUGAAGAAGAGACGCUAAGAAACCCAAUGCUAAUUUUGUAGCAUUAUGAUAUAAAUUCUAGCAAUACUAUUGUUCGCUGAUUAGAAUGACAUUGGGCUGGUUUCUUGAGUUUAAUUUCAGCAUAUGUAGAGAUGGGGACGGCUACCACGAAGAGAAUGAGAGAUGCAAUGGUAGUUAUUAUUGUCUUCCUCAAUGUUAGAUCUUGAAGACUUAAAAAGCCUUCAUCAUCCUGUAAUGAUUUGAUUAGUUCUAUAAUAUGCAAUAUGUAUAUAAUGUGGGUGAAGUUGGGGACAACUAUUUGUAAGAAACUAGAGACAGUUAGAUAGACAGUGAAGAUCUCCAGUGGACUUGCUUUGAAAUCUGUAUUUCUUUAAAUUGUUUUUUAAACUGUUUUGUUCUGUUUUGAAAUGUUUAAUCUUACCGUCUUUGAAAUGUAAAACAAGUGUGUGGGACCAAUAACCAUAUUACUGAGUUUUUGUUCGAUCAUUGAGCAGAACUGUUUGCAGUGUCACUUUUUGAAUGUCAUUUUAAAUACUUUAAUUUUGUAACCUAAACAGCUAUUUCUAAGAUGACAAUAUGUAACUUAUCAACCAGCGAUUUCUUACCGUUUAUUUUUCUGUAAUUUUGUAUUAUUUCUACCCUUUUUUUUAUCUCCAUGUAUUUUUUUUGUUUCCUUUUCUUUAAAUAAAAAAAAAAUCAUUUAUGGA